GAACAUUUCAGCAGCACGCAAUCCAUAUUCAUCAUCUGGGUAUCCACAUUGAGUAACCAUAACCCGCGGCCACAUUUAUUAAGAAGAGUCAUAGAUUUUCUUUUAAAAUAGCUAAACCACUCAAAAUUGAGAUUGGUAUCAGAUAUCUGGUGUUUCUUCUCCCUCAUCGGCACUGACUUCGGGAACCUUGGAACAGACCCGGGCACCUCUUCAGUAACGCGAUGUCUGAGGAAACUUCGCAAGCGUAUCGCAUCCACCUUCACGAGCGAGGGCCAGCCUCAGCUGAUAUAAUCAAAUGCAACCUCAAGUUGGAAGAGGUGCCGAAGCAACACCCCCGAGCAGGUCAGAUCCUGGUACGGAUGAGAGCUGCUGCACUGAACUACCGGGACCUUCUCGUCGCCACAGACGAUGAGCGCUACAAGAGCCGCACAGCCGCACCCUUGGUCCCACUGUGCGACGGUGCAGGCACAGUCGAGAGGGUGGGCGCGACGGCACCGGGGUCUCCGUCGAGAUGGAAGCCUGGUGAUCGUGUCAUAUUUGCGGCGGGGACCUCGUGGAAGUCCGCCGAGCCGGGGACGGAUGCCGAGAUGGACAUCACGAGCUUGCUUGGGGCCGGGGACAUCGACGGCCUCCUGCAGCAGUAUGUCGUCGCCGAAGGGGACGCCCUCGUACCCGCACCAGAGGGCCUCAGCUUCGAGGAGGCUGCUGCGCUCGGUGUUGCUCAUGGUACUGCCUGGAAUGCCUUGUUUGGGUGGUACAGGCCGCUGAAGGAGGGGGAUGUCGUUGUUACCCAGGGCACUGGGGGUGUGAGUACUGCGGUCUUGCAGAUUGCCGUGGCUGCGGGGGCCAAAGUGAUCGCGCUGUCUUCUUCGCCAGAGAAGCUUGAGGUUGCGAAGCAGCUCGGCGCCGCCCACGCCCUCGACUCCAAUGAUCCGGAGUGGGACACCAAGAUCCUUGAGCUUACCGGUGGCCGCGGUGCGGAUCACGUCGUGGAUGUGGUGGGUGCGCCGACGAUCCACCGCUCCCUCCGAGCAACCCGGAAGGGCGGGCUCGUGUCCGCCGUCGGGUUCUUGGGUGGCUCGGAGAAUCAUGGUGAUCUGAUACCAGAAAUCGUUUUCAGUGCUAAGACGGUCCGAGGCAUUGUCUAUGCGAGCAUUCCUAUGCUCGAAGACUUGAGUGCCUUCGUUCAGAAGCAUGGCAUUAAGCCGAUAAUAGGGCAUGUUUUUGAGUGGAACGAGGCCAGUGAAGCAUAUGCGGCUCUUCUGAAUCUCAACACCUCGGGCAAAAUCGUCAUCAGAAUUCCCUGA
This is a messenger RNA of Diaporthe batatas, 1307 nucleotides long. RefSeq lists its product as uncharacterized. The transcript is spliced from 4 exons. Lineage: Eukaryota; Fungi; Ascomycota; Sordariomycetes; Diaporthales; Diaporthaceae. Gene Ontology annotation, molecular function: oxidoreductase activity. The coding region runs from base 222 to 1307 and encodes 361 amino acids. The record is from RefSeq and is a predicted model, not a curated record.